Raphanus sativus (radish) is the source of this 2069-nucleotide messenger RNA. RefSeq names its product UPF0481 protein At3g47200. The transcript is spliced from 3 exons. The record is from RefSeq and is a predicted model, not a curated record. Lineage: Eukaryota; Viridiplantae; Streptophyta; Magnoliopsida; Brassicales; Brassicaceae. Bases 460 to 1950 code for a protein of 496 amino acids.
UAAUAUUAUUAUGUAGUUAUAAAUUAAUUAUUUUUGGUUAUUAUAAAUUAGAUUAACAUUGAUCUUCCUAAAAUAUAUCUUUAGCUCCACCACUGGUAUAGAGUUCAGACGCGUAUUUUACUGUUCCACAUACAUCAAUAUUAACUGGACAUUGGUGUACGUGUCUAAACAUCAUUCCUGUUUGUCAUUUUCUUUGUCAUAGUGGUGAAAGACGAUUUGAAAAUUAGGAAAAUAAGUCAAAGAAGCGUAGGUAUUAGUCAUUUUAUAAGAGUAAUACUGUCUUUUCUUUUAAAUUCUAGUUUUGAUGUUUCAGAUCUCACUAGUUGACUAUAUAUUUAUAUUGGAGGCAUUUAUGACAAUCACAACUUUAACCAAUACUACAUAGUUGCUUUAACAUCUGACAAUUACUGUCUCUCUCUCUCACUCUUUUGAUUUCCCAAGCUUCAACCAAGAGAAACAAUGGUUGUAUAUCAGUCAAAUUCCACCAACAAAAGAUCCAGAGGGUUCAGAGUCAGGAGCCUCUCUCAUUUCGCUGAAAGAAGGGUUCAAAGCCAAAAGUUGCCGAGCCACGAGGACACUUACCCGGAGCCCGGUAAAAGCAAAGUGACUGAAGAGAAGCCAAGAGAGACACGAGAUGAAUGGGUGAUCUCGAUCAAAGACAAGGUGAAUAAAGCACGUGGAGACGUCACCGCAUCUACCUGGGACAAGCUCUGUAUCUACCGAGUUCCACAUUACCUGCAAGAAGAUGACAAGAAGUCCUACUUUCCUCAAACUGUAUCGCUUGGUCCCUAUCACCAUGGCAAAGAACAUCUCCUUCCCAUGGAGUGUCACAAGUGGCGUGCGGUCAAUAUGGUCUUGGAACAUACCAAGAAAGGUAUCGAAACAUAUGUUGAUGCCAUGAAAAAUCUCGAGGAGACGGCUCGAGCUUGCUACCAAGGUCCCAUUUGUAUGAGUAGUAAUGAGUUCACUGAAGUGCUUUUUCUUGAUGGUUGUUUUGUCCUUGAGCUCUUCAGGGGAACCAAAGAAGGAUUCACCGAAAUCGGAUAUGCACCCAAUGACCCGGUUUUCGCGAUGGGAGGAUUAAUGCAUUCCAUUCAACGUGACAUGGUAAUGCUAGAAAAUCAACUUCCUUUGUUUGUUUUAGACAAGUUGUUAGAGCUACAACCCGACACAGUGUACCAACCUGGAUUAGUGGCACAACUAGCGGUUAAGUUCUUCGCUCAACUAAUGCCAACGGGCGAGGAGCUGACUAAAAUGGACAAGGUAGAGUCCGUUGACUUAGUAGGUGACAACGGGGAGUUGCAUUGUUUGGAUGUUUUUCAUCGAAGUCUUUUCAAGUCUACUAGGACACCGGAUGGGAAAAGUCUUAAAAAGUCUAUGUCAUCUCGAAAACAACAGUUGAUACAUUGCGUGACAGAACUAAAGGGAGCAGGUGUUAAGUUCAGGAGAAAGAAAACCGACAAGCUUUGGGAUAUUGAAUUCAAAAAGGGUUAUCUAAAGAUACCCAAACUGCUAAUCCAUGAUAGUACCAAGUCUCUCUUCUCAAAUCUUAUAGCUUUUGAGCAGUGCCAUGCCAACUCGAGCAACGACAUAACAUCCUACGUAAUCUUCAUGGAUAAUCUAAUAAACUCUGCUGAAGAUGUUAGUUACUUGCACCAUUGUGGUAUCAUCGAACAUUGGCUAGGGAGUGAUUUUGAAGUUGCGGAUUUGUUUAACCGGCUAUGUAAAGAAGUUGUCUUUGACCCAAGAGAUAGUUAUCUAUCUAAACUUUCCGGUGAAGUGAACCGUUACUAUAGUCGUAAGUGGAAUUCUUUGAAGGCUACAUUACGACACAAGUAUUUCAAUAACCCUUGGGCAUAUUUCUCUUUCUCUGCUGCACUUGUUCUGUUGAUUCUCACAUUAGUUCAAAGCUUUUUUGCUGUCUAUGCUUAUUAUAAGCCAUCUUCUUAACUUCCGUUUUUGUUUUCGUUUUCUUGUUUUAAUAUGUUGUAUUUUCCUACUGAAAAACAACUGAUUUUAGACUAUGUUCUUUUGGAAGCGAUGUCCUAGAAAUUGUUCAUUUUGUUCAA